AUAUUCCGAUUCAAAUGCUCCACAACCCUCGUCCGAGGAGCCCCACCGCAUUUUUCGUUGGACGCGAACGCCACAUUACUUGUCCGCAAAUCAAGGAAAAUCAAUUCUAACAUAGUGCCAAAGUGCGUGCAAUAAAAGUGUCAAAUUAAGAUAACCAAAAGCUAAAAAAAUCGCCAAAAACAUUGAAAUAUGGAGCGUAUUUUGAGGGGGAUAAUGCGAUACAGAAAUACAACGCGCGAGCAAAUGGUGAAAGAGUUCCAGAAAGUCCGCGAUAAUCCAGAGCCGAAGGCCGUGUUCUUCACCUGCAUGGACAGUAGAAUGAUUCCCACCCGGUACACGGACACCCAUGUGGGUGACAUGUUUGUGGUGCGAAAUGCGGGCAACUUGAUUCCCCAUGCCCAGCACUUCCAGGAUGAGUACUUUAGCUGCGAGCCGGCUGCCUUGGAGCUGGGAUGCGUGGUCAAUGAUAUCCGGCACAUAAUCGUUUGCGGGCACAGCGACUGCAAGGCCAUGAAUCUGCUGUACCAGCUGCGGGAUCCAGAUUUUGCCUCCAAGCUGAACCGUCGCCUGUCGCCCUUGCGAUCCUGGCUGUGCACCCAUGCCAACACCAGUUUGGACAAGUUCCAAGAGUGGCGCGACGCCGGCAUGAAGGAUCCCUUGCUCUUCUCCUCGGAGACGCCGCUGCGUCGCUUUGUGGCCUACAUCGAUGAGGAGCAAAAGUUCGCCGUCGAGGAUAAGCUUUCGCAGAUCAACACUCUGCAGCAGAUGUCCAAUAUUGCCUCCUAUGGCUUCCUUAAGCCCCGACUGGAGUCCCAUGACCUCCACAUACACGCCCUGUGGUUCGAUAUUUACACGGGUGACAUCUAUUACUUUAGUCGCGGCGCCAAGCGAUUCAUGGCCGUGGAUGAGGACAGCGUGGAUCGAUUGUCCGAGGAGGUCAGGAGAUUCUACUCGUAGGCACAAUGUCCGCGGAUCAACUAACUGGAUUAUCUGUGAUAUGUGGGCCUUAUCUACCGUUUACGGCAUUUACAAAUGACCAAUUGUUAGGAUUGUUUUGUGUAUUUAUAAGUGUGUAAUUGUUUUUUGUAUAUAAACUUAAGGCCUACGAAGGUUUCAACUUA
Drosophila kikkawai is the source of this 1121-nucleotide messenger RNA. It is a transcript of the gene CAHbeta, whose product is annotated as carbonic anhydrase beta. Gene Ontology annotation, molecular function: zinc ion binding; carbonate dehydratase activity. NCBI's taxonomy places the organism in Eukaryota, Metazoa, Arthropoda, Insecta, Diptera, Drosophilidae. The record is from RefSeq and is a predicted model, not a curated record.